This is a messenger RNA of Diabrotica virgifera virgifera (western corn rootworm), 1769 nucleotides long. RefSeq names its product cysteine sulfinic acid decarboxylase (gene b). The record is from RefSeq and is a predicted model, not a curated record. The coding region runs from base 59 to 1687 and encodes 542 amino acids. Gene Ontology annotation, molecular function: pyridoxal phosphate binding; carboxy-lyase activity. Gene Ontology annotation, biological process: carboxylic acid metabolic process. NCBI's taxonomy places the organism in Eukaryota, Metazoa, Arthropoda, Insecta, Coleoptera, Chrysomelidae. The transcript is spliced from 4 exons. Gene Ontology annotation, cellular component: cytoplasm.
AGUGAUAUGAACCAUUUGACAUUCAGUUGUUUAAAUCCAUUCUACAUGAAGGUUCGCUAUGAUUGCUAACAGAAGAGAACUUAUAGUGAAUGUCGUUGACGAGCCGGCCACCUACAGUGAUGCGGUCGCAACGUCUUCAGAUGAGGAGAACCAGUGCAGUGAUACCGACCUCAAGCACACGAUACUAAAUCCAAGUGCGUUGAAGAAAACGGCUACGUUUCAGAGCCACGCCAAUAGAAAAGAUCACGAAGACUUCUUCAGAGCCAGUUUGGAAGUGUUAUUGAAAGAAGCUGUGUUCGAGGGAACCGACAGAGGAAAUAAAGUGUUGAAUUUCCAAAAUCCUGAACAUCUUUUUAAAAUAUUCGAUUUUCAAUUACGGAAAUCCCCGUCCACUCACGCAGACUUGUUAAAAAUCGUUAAAGAUGUCGUCUUGUAUUCUGUUAAGACCGGACAUCCUUACUUUGUUAAUCAGCUGUUUUCUUCAUUGGAUCCUUAUGGUCUUGUUGGACAGUGGUUGACAGAUGCUUUGAAUCCCAGUGUAUAUACGUAUGAAGUUUCACCUGUGUUUACUUUGAUGGAAGAAACUGUAUUGAUGGAGAUGAGGAAAAUAGUUGGGUUUAAAGAUGGUGAAGGUGAUGGAAUAUUUUGUCCUGGAGGAUCUAUGGCAAAUGGAUAUGCCAUCAACUGUGCUCGGUAUAAAUUUAUGCCUUCCAUUAAGAAAAAGGGAAUUUCGUCUCUUCCCCGCCUCGUCCUCUUCUCUUCGGAUCAAAGUCACUACUCGAUAACAAAACUUUCAUCAUUCCUGGGUAUUGGAUCAGACAAUGUAUAUUCCAUCAGAUCAGACAAAAGAGGUAAGCUUGACGUUGGACACUUAAGAGAGGAAAUUAAAAGGGCGAUAGAAGAGAAAGCGGUACCAUUUAUGGUGAGUGCUACAGCCGGUACCACUGUACUGGGAGCCUUCGAUCCUCUUGAUCAAAUAGCGGACCUUUGUGAAGAAUACAAGCUAUGGCUACAUGUAGAUGCAGCUUGGGGAGGUGGUGCACUGAUGUCAAAGAAACAUAGAUCUUUAAUGUACGGUAUUGAAAGGGCCGAUUCAGUUACGUGGAAUCCACACAAACUGCUUGCUGCUCCACAACAAUGUUCCACAUUACUAAUCCGUCAUAAAGGAAUUUUGGCUGAAGCAAAUGGUACUCAAGCAGCUUAUCUAUUCCAAAAAGAUAAAUUUUAUGAUACAAGAUAUGAUACAGGUGACAAACAUGUUCAGUGUGGUAGAAGAGUGGACGUCCUAAAAUUUUGGUUUAUGUGGAAAGCCAAAGGAACCAGUGGUUUCGAAAAGCACAUAGACAAAGUUUUCGAAAAUUCUAAGUACUUCCUUGAAUGCAUCAAAAACAGAGAAGGUUUCGAACUACUUUUAGAUGAUCCAGAAUGUACAAACGUAUGCUUCUGGUACGUUCCUCCGAGUUUAAGGACCUUGGACAAGACAGAUCCCAGCUACAAAGAAAAGUUACAUAAGGUGGCACCCAAAAUUAAAGAACGGAUGAUGAAAGAAGGUUCGAUGAUGAUUACCUAUCAGGCACAAAAGGAACAUCCAAAUUUCUUUAGGAUAGUAUUUCAGAGUUCGGGUUUAGAAAAAGCUGAUAUGUGUUAUUUCAUCGAACAGAUAGAAAAGAUGGGCGGAGAUCUCUAGUAUUUUAUCGAAAUCUAUUUAUUGCUUGUAUUAUAUGUAUAUUUAAAGUAGAUUUAGAACACAAAAUAAAAGUUUAGUGAUA